CGGGCCGACUAAGCCCGGCCCAAAAUAUUUACGUGGCGAAUUUGGAGUUGGACAGCUUCUGUUGAUAUAUUAUUGGCAAUGACUAAUGAGUGGUGCUUCCGCUUCCAAAAAGACGGCAUUUUAUAAAAUCGAUUUUCAUUCAUUUUCUUUUAGAUAGAAAAGAAAAAAUCUCAUCUGUUUUAUAUAAGAGUGGUGGUUAGAGAAGUACAAAAUCAGAUCCAAAUUGUCCGCCAUGAGAGCUCUUCAAGCUUCCACUUCCUACAGCCUAGGCCUAGGCACAUCGUCCGUCGCUGCUCCGCCGUCGCGUCCGCGUCGCCGCCUCGGCGCAGUCGCUAAAGUUGAGCCGACGGAGAAAUCGAUCGAAAUAAUGAGGAAAUUUUCGGAGCAGUAUGCUCGGAAGUCCGAUACAUAUUUCUGUGUCGACAAAGGAGUCACAUCUGUUGUCAUCAAGGGAUUGGCGGAACACAGGGAUACAUUGGGUGCUCCUCUGUGCCCUUGCAGGCACUAUGAUGAUAAGGCUGCUGAGGCACAACAGGGCUUUUGGAACUGUCCUUGCGUUCCUAUGAGGGAAAGGAAGGAAUGCCACUGCAUGCUUUUUCUCACCCCUGAUAACGAUUUUGCUGGUCAGGAGCAGGCCAUCACAUUGGAAGAGAUCCGAGAAACUACAGCAAAUAUGUAAUGCUAUCUUCUUGUAUUCAAACUCACCUGUCUUGAGUAGGUACCAAUGUAUGUAAAUCUGUAUCAUAAUAAUAUGGUAUAAGUUUUUAUUCCCAA
Messenger RNA from Salvia miltiorrhiza (redroot sage), 774 nucleotides. RefSeq names its product ferredoxin-thioredoxin reductase catalytic chain, chloroplastic. NCBI's taxonomy places the organism in Eukaryota, Viridiplantae, Streptophyta, Magnoliopsida, Lamiales, Lamiaceae. The coding region runs from base 233 to 679 and encodes 148 amino acids. The transcript is spliced from 6 exons. The record is from RefSeq and is a predicted model, not a curated record. Gene Ontology annotation, molecular function: oxidoreductase activity, acting on iron-sulfur proteins as donors.